This is a messenger RNA of Geodia barretti, 345 nucleotides long. Lineage: Eukaryota; Metazoa; Porifera; Demospongiae; Tetractinellida; Geodiidae. The record is from the annotation of a GenBank genome assembly.
AUGAAGGACAUACUCACCAUCAGCGAACGCGCCGCAGAGCGCAUCAACCACCUGAUGUCGCUCAGGCCCUCCGAUGCCGAGACCGCCCUCGGCAUCAAGAUCGGGAUCAGGAACGCCGGCUGCUCCGGCAUGUCCUACACCAUGGACUAUGCGGAGGAAGUGUCUCCCGGCGCCGAAGUGAUCUCGCAGCGCGGGGUCACGGUGGUGGUGGACCCGGCCGCGGUGAUGUUCCUGAUCGGCACCGAGCUCGACUUCAGCGAAGAAAAGCUCAGCGCCACCUUCGUCUUCAACAACCCCAACGUCACCAGCACCUGCGGCUGCGGCGAGAGCUUCGGCGUGGGCUGA